AUGGGGAAAUAUGUUCGGAAUGCGAAAUUGGGUGUCAGCCGCCCGAGGAAUGCUUACUCGCGGCAUGGUGUGCAUCCAAAAAUGAAGACGCGGAUCCGUGGCAAGACCAUUUCGUUCGAGCGUGGCAGCUGCAGUGCCAAGUGGUCCGGGCAGUCCAUGACAGAAGCAGAAAAAGAACCUUUCUAUCAAGACGCCGCGAAGCAGAAAGCCUUCAACAAGGCCAUGCCGCUUUGUUCUUUCACCAGCCUCAGGCAGCCUCCUGUGCAGGAACUUCGAGCAGAGGCACUCGGUCGGGAGAACGACACGGACAACGAGCCAGAGGUCCACGAUGAUGCAAAUCGCUUUGUGGGAGAAGCCCGACCCGAGCCCGUGCAAAUGGCUCACAUCAGCAACCGCUUGGAGGUCAUGGAGGCAUUGGGCGAAGGGGGGUAUGGCUUGGUGCGCCGGGUGACGGACCGAUACACGGGAGUGUCUUACGCCUGCAAAUUCCAACAGCCAGAGGCAUCGUGUCCUGAAGCCACGGGGGAGAGCAUCAUCACAGAGGACGAAUAUCUUCGCCGAAGUGCACACCCUCAUGUGAUCCGUACCUUUGGUCUGGUCUCCCGGCCCAACAAUUCCACGACAGGGGUUGGGCUCCUGAUGGAGCUUGCAGAAGGCUGUUUCGUUCACCAUUGCCGCGAGUCCUUGCCGCCUGUCAUCAAGUCAUGGGGAUAUGUUCAUCAGAUACUACAGGGUCUGAGCUACAUCCACUCCAACCGCAUCUUGCACGUGGACUUGAAGCCACACAACGUACUGGUCUGCAGGGCGAGUGAUGGAAGUGCGAUCUUGAAGAUUUCGGACUUUGGCCUGGCCGUAAAGCUGCCGGGCGACCAGCUUGGAGUCAUGCUUCCUGGACGAGAAGUUUGCACACAGAACUACAGGCCUCCUGCAGCAAUGAUUGCUGGCUCCAGCAAGGUUUGGGUGACGGCAUCCACAGAUGUAUUCGCGAUGGGCUGCCUGGCUUUCUUUGCCUUCAGCGGGGGGCAUUCCUUGUUGAAGGAGAACUACAAAGAACAUGUGCUCGCAGCAUCGGCCGCUGGACGUGUACAGAAGCUGUUGGAUGAAAAGAUUGCUUUGAGAUCGAAGCAAUGCCUGCGCCCAGACCAUGAGCAUUCACAGCAAUCUCAGAUAACUUUUGUCUCCAAGUGUGUCCGUGCAACAUGCCGGCAGCGAGAGACAGUUCCAGCAUUGCUGGUGCGAUGCCAAUUGGCAUUGGAGAAUCUCGUGCGGGCGUGA
This is a messenger RNA of Symbiodinium sp. CCMP2592, 1275 nucleotides long. NCBI's taxonomy places the organism in Eukaryota, Dinophyceae, Suessiales, Symbiodiniaceae. The record is from the annotation of a GenBank genome assembly.